GCAAACAGGCUCUCAAAGGCUCUGCAAGCGCGAAGCCGAGGCGCAGGCGCAAGUUGCGCAGCGUGCAUUCACACUGUUUGGCCCAGUACUUCUCAAGCUACUUACAAUUAUGGUCAUGUGCUUGCAUUAAUGUGCAGACGCCGUUUCAACGUGUCACAAACACAGGGAGCCCGCUGACACGAUUUAUGUGCGCACGCGUCGUUGAUGAACCAACUCAAUACACCUUAAACAGACUUGCAAAUACAGCACUUGAUCACAUUACCGCUUCGCGUGAGCGAAGGGCCAAUUCGAUUGCGCGCGAUGCUGUCCCCUUCUGCUGCUGGACCUUGAGAAACACAUGUGAUGGGCUGCUCGGCGUCCGUGGAGCUACGGGGCCAGAUCGCCACCGCCCCGGAAUGGCCGCUCUCGUCCGAACCAGAGUCGCUGGAGGCCCGCCCGCCGCCCGCCCACACGCCGCUGCACCGGCUGCCAGAGGCCGUGAGCGACCUGCACCACGGCAUGCCGCCGGCGCUGCGGCGGGCGCCUGUGCGGCUGCUGCGGCUGCAGGCGGUGCUGGGCUGGCGGCAGCUCAAGGUGUACGAGGAAGUGGAGGUGGGGCGCGGCGGCGUCAUUGGGGGCGAGUGCCUGGAGCUGCCCUACGACGAGCUGGGUGAGGACGUGUGGGCCCGCACCCUCAUCGUGAGUUGGAGGUGGAGCGGCGCCAAGCCCAGCAGCAGCGGCAGCGGCACUACUGGCAGUAGCUCCAGCGGUGACGGCAGCAAUAAUGCUGCAGCGCGGUUCUGCCCGAUGUGUCCUACACAGUUCGACGAGCUGUGCGGCGUGCUGCUGCGCGGCGCGGCGCAGGCGGGCAUCGAGUUUGUGUGGGUGGAUUGGAGCUGUGUGCCGCAGGCCCAAGGGCAACAGGGGCAACAGGGGCAACAGGGGCAACAGCAGGGAGCUCCGGGGGCGCAACUGCGGCAGGGACAGCACCAGGGGCAGCAGCAGGCGCAGCAGCAGGAGGGCGAGGGGGAGCGCGACGGCGCCGCCCCUGCUCAACAGCAGCUGUCGCCGCCACCAGCGGUGACGACUAUGGCAGAGGUGCUGCGAAGCAAGGUGUACUACGCGCGGGCACGGGCCAUGGCGGUCAUCCCAGCCUACACGGCGCUGCCGGGUGCGGGCGGGGGCGGCGUGGUGCGGCUGCUGCUCUGCAAGACGCUGCGGCUGCUGCGGCGGCGGGCGGGCGGGGCGGUAGCAUCAGAUGUGGAGGCGGGGCUGGAGGUGGGGGCCUGCGCCGCACACACGACAAGCCCCGGGCAUGACGGCAGCAGCACCAGUACAUUGCCUGCGGUGGCUUGCAAGGGCAGAAGUAGCAGCAAUGGCGGCAGUUCGACAGUCAGUGGCGGUGGCUGUAGCACCAGCGCCACCAGCGAUGGCGGCAGCAGCUGCGGGACAGCGCACAGCAGCGCAACCAGUGACCUGCCCGCAACAGCCGCUGCUGUCAGUGGCUCCGGCGGCAGUAGCAGCAGCAGCAGCAGCAGCAGAAGCAGAAGCAGCAGCAGCAACAGCAGCAGCGCCGCGGCUCUGCUCGCCGCGGGGCGCCGCCUCAGCUCGUCCGGCGGUACCCCGCCCACCGCGCCCGCCUCGCCCCACAGCGCCGGCGCCGCCACAGCCCUUGACCGCAUACUCAAGCGCGAGCUGCUUGCGAGCCGCGGCUACUUCAGCCGGGUGUGGACGCUGGCCGAGCGCAUGGCGCGCCACGGCCGCGGCGAGGGCCUGCGGGAGUGGCUGGGUCUGGAGGCGUGGCUGGGCAUGGUGCUGGACUGCCUCUUGGCGACUGCUACAGCCGCCGCGGGGCAGCAGCAGCAGCAGCAGCAGCAGGGGGCGGCGGGCGUGGGCACGGGCGUGGCUGCAGCCGCGUGUGUGCAGGAGGAGCGGGGCCUGACGCUGACCUUCAAACGGCUGCUGGGAAGGGAGGCGGCCGCCCUGUUUGACGCGGUGCUCGUUCCCCUGACUGCGGCCGUGCGCACUGGCUCCGCACUGAUCACAACCACAACCAACCGCACAUCGGGAGUAGCUCCCGCUGGCACGGGCAUCAGCGGCGGCGUGGGGUCGCUGCUGACGGCUGUAGCAGCAGUGGCCUCUGGCAGCUGGCACCAGCAGCACCAGCUACAGCCCUUGGAGGGGCAGCUGGCGUGUCUGAUGGAGUUGGCGGCAUCAGCCUGGCGGCAGCCGCAGCUGCCGUCGCCGGCUCUUGCGGCGCUUGCUGUAGCUGGUGGCGACGGGUUUGGCAGCGGCAGUAGCAGUGACAGACGCGGUGGCAGUAGCAGCAGUGCAGGUGCAAGGGGGGCUGCAGCCGGCUGCUGCGCGUUGGUGGAGGCGCCGACCAAGGCCUGGCUGCUGGGCUACCUUGAGUCUGCCGCCACCUGCCCUUACGCCGCCUGGAGCCCCGGCGACCGCGUGUGGGCCGUGUACUCGUACUUCUGCUGGAAGACACCCGCAGCAGGCGCAGCAGGCGCAGCAGCAGGGGCAGGGUCGGCACGAGGGGCAGCAGGUGGUGGGGCAGCAGCAGAAGGCACGCCGGCGCACGGAGGUGCGCAGCAGCAGCAGGGGCAGCAGCCGCAGCAACCAGGACAACAGCCUCCGGCGCAGCAGUCGCAAGUGCAGCCGCCUCAGGGGCAGCAGCAGCAGGUGGCUGCACUGGUGGAGGCGCUGCGGGACCUGGUGCAGGUGGCGGGUGGCGGGCGGCGACACCUGGUGGCCAUGGCCUCGCGGUGCGGCCCGGGCGUGGCGGCGGCGCUGCCCAGGGAGCCGAUGGACGAGCGGCUGUUAGUGGCGGCGGCGGCGGGGCGCGGCGGCGAGCUUGCCGCGGCGCUGGCGGCGGGCGGCAACACGGCGGCCGUGGACAAGGACGGCAACAUGCCACUCUUCCUGGCAACACUGGGGGGCUGGGUGGAGUGUGUACGGCAGCUGUUGGCGGCGGGCGCGGACGCCAACGCACGUCAGCUGGACGGCGGCACGGCUCUGUUCCUGGCGGCGCAGCGCACGCAGCAGCCCGCGGCCGCCGCGGUCGUGGGGGCGCUGCUGCACGCGGGCGCAGACGUCAACGCGGCCAAGAAGAACGGCGCCAACCCGCUCUACGCCGCAGCGUUCGCGGGCAGUGCCGAGGCGGUGCGGCUGCUGCUGGCGGCGGGGGCAGACGUGGAGGCGGCGCGGGAGGGCGGCUACACGCCCCUCUUCGUGGCGGCCCAGAACGGGGGCCUGGAGGCGGCGCGGCUGCUGCUGCAGGCGGGGGCCAACCCCAACUCCCGCGUUGCCAAGACCGGCGCCACGCCGCUGUACAUCGCCUCGGAGCGGGGCCGGCCGGAGCUGGCGCGGCUGCUGCUGGCGGCGGGGGCAGACCCCCGGCUGCCCAACAAGGAGGGCUGGACGCCUCUGUACGCGGCCGCGCUCAAGGGACACGUGGCAGUCAUUCGGGCGCUCGUGCAUGGCGGCGCCGACCCACGGGCUCCGGCGCCCACCGCCCGCGGCGGCGUGACGCCGCUCUUCAUCGCGGCGCAGGCGGGGCAGGCGGAGGCGGCGGCGGCCCUGCUGGCAGCGGGCGCGGACCGCGAUGCAGCCACUGAGGACGGCCGCACGCCGCUGUACACGGCGGCCUACAAGGGGCACGUGGGGGUGGUGGCGGCGCUGCUGGCGGCGGGCGCGAACAAGGGCGUGGCUAGCGCCAAGGGCGCCUGGACGCCGCUGCACGUGGCCGCCCUCAACGGCCACGUGGCGGCGGCGGCGGCGCUGCUGCGCGCGGGCGCUGACAGACACGCACGGACCGUGGACGGCAAGACGCCCGGGGAUGUCGCAGCAGCCGGCUCGGGCGUCUCCGAACUACUGGCGUUGCCGACUUCCGCGCUGGCGGCGGCAGCCGGCGCCGACGGCGCCGCCGCAGCAGGCGGGGCCAAGCGCGCGGCGGCGGCGGCGGCUGCAGGCGCACGUGGCAAGAAAUUCCCACCAGAAGCGGCCACUGCCGCCCAAGGCGGAAGACUGCCCCCGCUGUUCAAACGAGCUGCGGCGGCGGCGGCUUCCGCGGCGGCUUCCGCGGCGGCGCCUGCAUUCCUGAACCCGCGCGGUGCUGCUGGUCAGAGGGGUGGCAGCUGUGCUGCCGGCGGCAGCAACGGUCUCCCCGCCACUGCCUCUCCAGUAGUGCCGGGUCGCCACCCGAGCAAGGGGCGAGCCGAGCCGGGUGGGCAGCAGCAGCGCCCGGUGCUUGCGCCCGGCAAAGCACCGCAUGCUGGGGUGCGUGCCAGCACUCCCGAAGACGGGGUAGCGGCCAGCAGUGGGCAGCCGGGCGGCAGCAUCCGAGGUGGAGGAGCAGGGGCGGUGCGCACAGCCGCAUUCGUCACUAGCGUGGCAGCACGAGCAAGCAAGGCGCGCCGGUAGGCGGCACUGUGGGAAAGCGCGGCGCAUGGAUAGCGGAUGGGUUCCCGCCUAGUAGCACUGACGGUGUACGGUAGGAGCAGGACUGUAAAAGCAGGAUUCGCAGCAAUUGUGAUUGAUUUAUAGCACACUAGACACAUUGCUACCACUGAACAUUGAUUGCAUUUUCAUAGCACCUGAACCACAUAAUCAAGGGCUCGUUAGCACGCACUGGGUUCGAUGGUGGCAACUUGCUCCGCACGCCCCACGUAACCUGGACCGCACGUGACAUACUGCGGCGGCGCCCACAGCUCCUAGUAUAUAUAGCACUUUCAGGACGAGUACCGUAUAGCCGAGUGGAGCCUCGCGUACCUUGACUUGUGUCUGCUUGCUUGUGCUGCUGGCGCAAAUAAACUCAUGUCUCUUUCGGCAUGUUGACAAAAGAGGCUUGCGUGAACAUGUGGUGACGGGGUGUCGCAAGCAAGGGCACAGGUAGGACUCGUGAUUGGGCUCGGAUGCAUGCGGGUUUGAUGAGUCCAUUGAGGCUGGGCGUGCCUCGGUGCAGUACUGAUGAUGGUUUGUGCGGGGCGUAUAUGAGUGUGAUGCGAUUCCAUCCCCUUCAAUACGGCGGUCCUCGCGCAACAAAAGACAUGACAGGCUUAUUCAUCCCUCCGCCUCGCUCGUUGUGUGUCUUUGCGUUCUGCCAUCGUCUCCUGGCGGUAACUUGACACAGAUGCAUGGCGCAAUGCGGUAAUGAGGUGGAGCACCGGAGGUGAGGACCGGUAGACCAGUAGGUGCGGCCAUGGUCUGGUGUUUGAAGUCCAUUCGGUUACUCCCGGU
Messenger RNA from Chlamydomonas reinhardtii, 5223 nucleotides. RefSeq lists its product as uncharacterized. The transcript is spliced from 21 exons. Lineage: Eukaryota; Viridiplantae; Chlorophyta; Chlorophyceae; Chlamydomonadales; Chlamydomonadaceae. Gene Ontology annotation, molecular function: protein binding. Bases 499 to 4407 code for a protein of 1302 amino acids. The record is from RefSeq and is a predicted model, not a curated record.